GUCAGGCUGAGUGACUUUACGGCAGUAAAGGGGCCACAUAUCAUUCCUCCCCGGCGUCUUCUAGUACUGUCCAUUGCAAUAUGGCUGCUACGAGAUAGCCGAGUGUUGACACACGCCUCUUCCGUCCGGCUGAUGCCCCUUGAACCCGCACUGCUGCCACAUUAUUCAACAUCGCCAUGCCUCUCGAAGGGAUUGACGGGCUGGAGCUGCCUGCGGCGGCGGACAUGCACGUCCACCUUCGCGAUGGAGAGAUGACGGAGCUUGUUGUGCCAACGAUUAGGCAAGGAGGAGUAAAUACGGUCUUCGUCAUGCCGAACCUCGUGCCGCCGGUGACUUCAGUGCGCCAUGCCCUGGACUACCAAUCCCGCCUCCAGGAACUGGAGCCCAACGUCACCUUUCUCAUGUCCCUCUACCUCCACAAGAACAUCACGCCCGACACAGUGAAAGAAGCCAAAGCCCACGGGAUAGCAGGCAUCAAGUCCUACCCGCACGGCGUCACCACCAACUCCCACCAAGGCGUCGUCUCGUACGAAGAAUUCUACCCCGUCUUCGAGGAAAUGGAGCGGCAAGACAUGGUCCUCAACAUCCACGGCGAGGUUCCCUCCACCGCACACGAGGACAUCACGGUUCUCAACGCCGAAGAAGCCUUCUUGCCCACCCUCCUCGACCUGCACCGCCGAUUUCCCAAGCUGCGCAUCAUCCUCGAACACUGCACGAGCGCCGCGGCCAUCAAAGCGGUGAAUCAAUGCGGGCCCAACGUCGCGGGCACCAUCACCGCCCACCACAUUUUCAUGACGGUCGACAGUUGGGCUGGAGAUCCGCACUGCUUUUGUAAGCCCGUGGCCAAAUUGCCAUCGGAUCGACGCGCCUUGCUACGGACGGUUGUAAGCGGUGAUCCCAAGUUCUUCCUCGGUACGGAUUCUGCACCACACGCGGCCAAGUCGAAACGGGCGGACAAGGUUGCUGCGGGGGUGUUUACGCAGCCGUUUGCAGUUGGGCUCGUUAUUGAUGCGCUAGAGGAGGGGCUGGAGAUGGGCGUUCUGCAGGCAAAGGACGUGACCAAGGAGAAGCUCGAGGGCUUUUUGAGUGGAUAUGGGCGCGCAUUCUACAAGUUGCCCGAGGAGGCAAAGGAAAGAAUUGUGGUCAAGAAAGGGACGGCGACCAUUCCCGAGAUUCUGGUUAGCGAAGACGGUGGCAUAGAGGUUGUGCCGUUCCGGCGGGGCAAGAUUACUUGGGGCGUGGAAUGGAAGCAGUAGAGGAGAUGUGUGUGUACGAAUCUCAGCAGAACCUCAACGUUAGGCAGAGUCUGAACCCGCAAGGCUGUUCUAUCUAUGGUAGCACGGCGUAAUUGGACCGAUGUAAAGCUGGUCCAAGAUCAUAUUGACGUGAGUUGCAUCUGGUGAGCAUUGGACGCUAACAAUAAACGUUUCCUUAAGAUUAUGCGUCGUUUGAAGUG
Neohortaea acidophila is the source of this 1456-nucleotide messenger RNA. RefSeq names its product dihydroorotase, homodimeric type. NCBI's taxonomy places the organism in Eukaryota, Fungi, Ascomycota, Dothideomycetes, Mycosphaerellales, Teratosphaeriaceae. Bases 177 to 1256 code for a protein of 359 amino acids. The transcript is spliced from 3 exons. Gene Ontology annotation, biological process: pyrimidine nucleotide biosynthetic process; 'de novo' pyrimidine nucleobase biosynthetic process. Gene Ontology annotation, cellular component: cytoplasm. The record is from RefSeq and is a predicted model, not a curated record. Gene Ontology annotation, molecular function: dihydroorotase activity.